CAGCUGUUUACGGAAAAGAAGAAAACGAAAAUAUGUUUUGUUUGGGUUCUUUGUUUAAGUGCCAUUUUUUGGGUUUAACAUAGAAUCUUUUCAAAUUAAAUGAAUAAUUCCGUAAAAUAUUGUAAUUUGAUAGUGCUUUUAACCUUGUUGUUGUGCAGCACACAUUCUACGCUAGCCGAAAAUGUAACAUCCCAUUCGCAGAAUGGUAAACUACCGGAGCUUGUCUGGAGCGUUCCUUCGGAAUCGGCGAAUGCCGAUGUGUUGUUCCUGGAACCAGUCGUAGAUGUACCGCAGUUGGAUUAUAAGGUAGUUCAGCUCACUGUUCCGAAGAAUAUCAAAAUGAACGACAUCAAUGAUUACCGGGAAAUAGUGCUUCCGGCUUAUUCAAACACAGAAAUUCAACUGACCAACAUGGGCCGAAAUGGCAAGCACGUAGGAUUUGCGCUGAUUCAGGUGAAUGCGUACGAGUACAAUGUUACCCUUAGCUACACGAAAACCAUCAUAGAGGGAGGCCACCUAACAGGAUUGAAUCUUGGUUUGAUCUUGAACAGAGAGGGCAGUCUGUAUGCUAUCAAUACGAAUCCUCAUGAGGACAUAUGGGUUUCGUUGGUUCUCAUGUUGUACAACAAGACUGCUCCUUUGCCGGGAGGGUGCAACAUGGAAUUUCCGGUGGAGGUUUCCCCGGUUAUGAAUCUCACUUUAGGGGACUCUACCAUCGAGGUCGACACGCCACCUGCAUCUGCGGCUAGGCAGUUCAACGAGAGCUGUGGCAAAGCGGAUCUGAAAUAUGAAUCUUACUACCUGUCGAUGCCGUCAUACGAUUUUUCCCAGAAAACCUAUUUCACGUAUAUUCGCAAACUGAUCAGCUAUGCCAAUGCGAAAGCUUCCGGAAGACUGAAUAACUUGACCAGCUCCGUGUCGAGCAUCAAGCGGAUUUACGAUCGACAAAUAGGCCGGGGCAUGGUGUUUGUGACGGUGGUUAUUAAUCCGGUCCAUCAAGGAUUUUCCGCUUAUGUUCCGGUUCACUCGUAUGCUUGCCAGCCAUUCGUCAACGUCGGUGGAUGCUACGAAUUCAACGUUCCCAUACGGGUAGUGGGAUUGAUUGUGACAAUCAUCAUGGCCGCGGAAAUUAUAAUCGGGUUUUGUCCUGGUAUUGUGAAAGCAUUUAUUUGCGGAGGAAUAGUUGGCCUAAUUGCAACGAUGAAGUUUGUCAAGGCGUGUAACCUACCCGUAACGGAUACGGAGCUCGUUGCAAUGCUGGUCCUGGGAACUAUCGUUUGUGCCGUGCUAUUCACUGCUACAGCCAUAUAUUGUCCCAUAGCGGCCAUUCUUAUAUGCAACAUUGUUGUUGGCUACAUGAUAUGCAGCGUCAUCUACUACGGAUUUUACGGCAACCUUUUCAUCCAUAUGUACGUGACACUCAUACUGCUCUUGUGUGGCAUCGGAUUAGGAUUACUGUUGACCUCAAUCCCUGCAUUUCUCCUUGCCAACAGUUUCCUGUUCGGGGCAGUUGCUUUGUUCUAUGGGGUCAACGUGGUAUUUAGCGCUCGCCUACAUUACUCGCUUCGUAAUUUGUAUCAUGGAGUUUACGAAGAAAAUUACCAGACCGUUCUGUCCGAUUCCACAUUGGACAUAAACGAGAUAAUGGCCUGCGCAAGCUUCAUUAUAAUUCUCUCAAUAUGCAUCUACUUGAGAGUCCGGUGUCGACUUCGGGAAAAUCAAGCCGUGCCUAGUGGAUUUUGGGUUCCAUGUGGGCAUCGUGGAUCCAGAAGCAGCCUUGCCAUUCUAGCUGACGAUGCUUUUACGUACGAUCAUCCAACAAUAACCCGUUGGACGAGCGGUGACGAUGAUGUGUUUGAAUCGCCGGAGACUAAUGCGAGAUUUUUCGAUCGUCUUCGUAAUUUCCGACGGCAGAGAGUUCCUACUUAGUUGGGUCAACUGAACAGUAAGCAGCUUUUGAUCAAUAUAUACCAAUGAAUAUAUAAUCUCAUUUUCUUCUAAAAUUGCGAAUUGCCAAAUUAUUUGAAUCUAGUAGCUUAUUAUGCUUAUAUAAUAAAUUUCUUUCUUCACAAAA
This is a messenger RNA of Aedes albopictus (Asian tiger mosquito), 2074 nucleotides long. Its product is annotated as transmembrane 7 superfamily member 3. Gene Ontology annotation, biological process: negative regulation of programmed cell death. Gene Ontology annotation, cellular component: plasma membrane. Lineage: Eukaryota; Metazoa; Arthropoda; Insecta; Diptera; Culicidae. The transcript is spliced from 3 exons. The record is from RefSeq and is a predicted model, not a curated record. Bases 100 to 1929 code for a protein of 609 amino acids.